AUGGCAGCAGCAGCUGUCGAGGCUGAAGGCUUGAGAGCAACAGUGAAGCCUGCUAUGGCUGAUGAGGGUCAGCAGAGCCAGUUGGUAGCAAAUGCAGCUGGCAAGCACGGUCCUCCAGCAUAUUCAGAUCUUUGCUUAGAACAACAGCUGGCCUUCGAAAGGAGCUGCUAUGAGAUUGUUCAGAUGGAGCGUAGUUUUCAGGAUGCUCAGAAAUGGUGUGAGCGGGGUGGGGGACAUGUUGCUUUCAUCCUGAAUGAAGAAACUCAAGGGUUUAUCCAGAAGCACCUUGCAGCAGAUAAAGACUGGUGGAUUGGGCUGGCUCCAUGGAAACAGAACCUAACUCAGGAUGAAAUGGCCACAGAUGGCCUGGCCUGGCUUGAUGGUACCAACAUCACAUAUAAUAACUGGUCCCCAGAACAUCAGUCAUCUUCAGCAAUGACCUGUGCUUACAUCCUCAAAAACUCUGGACACCUCUGGAUGGGUACAACCAACUGCAACCAAGAGUUUUACUUCAUUUGUGAAUUAAAGUCUGACCAAGCAUUUGCCUGCGACCACUUUAAUGCCACACUGCAGUGUCCAUCUGGCAAUGUGAUUGAAAUUGAUAGUAGCUUUUAUGGCCGUAAAUCUCUCACUUACUGUUCCUCUGAGAUUGUAGCUCCAACUGAGUCACAGGAAUGCAGCUGGAUUGAUGUGAAAGAUAAAAUAGCAGGACUGUGCCAUGGGCUACAGGCUUGCCAAGCUACAGCCGAUCAGGCAACCUUUGGAAACCUUUGUCCAAGAUUAGGCAAUUAUCUUGUCAUAGACUACCACUGCAAAGAAGGUCUCCGUUUGCUGGUGGAUGACGUAUACUCAAUCCUAGAAAAUGUCACUAUCUCUCCAAACUGGUUGCUACAUCCAUAUUCUGGAAACCUCACCUGCGCACUUAACACUGGCGAUGGCUUUGUGAUUGAUCCCUACAACCCACUGCUGCCUUCUAGCAAUGUGACUCACAGGUACAUGACCCCAGGACUCUUCACUAUCAAUGUUGAAUGUACAACUAGCGAUUGGCAUGUGGUGGCACAGAAAGCUGUAUCCAUCCAACAACCUAUCAAUGGUUUUGGAAUCAUCAAGUGCUGUAAUGUUAAUCAAUCAGAAGAUAAUAACUGCAGUGUUCUGUAUGGGGAUCCUUUGUGGAUUCAGUUUCAAGUUGAAGAAGGUACAGAUGUGACCUAUGUUGUACGAGCAGGAGCUGUUGUCCUUCACACGUUUACUGUGUUCAGAGGAAGCAAUCCUCAGAAUUUCACUUUAGAAAGUUCUGCUCAGCUUCAGAUAGGACCAGGCAUACAUCAACUAACUGUUCUCGCUAAGAAUAAUGUGACAACUCACGAAUUAUCUCAGAACAUUACGAUUCAGUUGGUAGAGCCAAUCAAAGGUUUGGAGGCUACGGUAAAUUCAGCUGUUCUGGAGUUAGGAAAUGAUCUCACAGUUAACAUCUCAGUCUUCAGUGGUGCCCCAGUUGAGCUCCAGUUUGAAUUUAUUGGCCCUAAUGAAACUUUUUCUGAAGCCAUUGAAAUUUCUGAUGGAAACCUUGGGGCUUACAGUAUUCCAAUGAAUUCUGAAGGUACUUUUUUGGUGAGAGGGAAUGCCAUCAAUGCCUUUUCUAGAGUUAGUUUUAAUGUUGGAAAUAUCACUGUUGUAGCAAACACUUCAAGUCUGAUACACCAUGAUAUGGAUGAUGGAGCUUCCUUACUUAAUCAAACAGAGGACCAAGCCAAAUUGUCUCCAACAAAAUCACUUCUGAAAGGGGAUCCAGAAGAGAAACCACAGUUUGAAAAAUUUCAAGCUAAAAUAAAUGGGGGACAACUGGAGGUUGCAAAUCCUUUUUCCCAGCUUGUUCUGAGCGCAAGAAAAUGGAAACAUCACAUCAUGGAUGACCAUAGUGAAAUGACUUUCCAGUGGUCCUGUGGUGUAUGCUGGCCAUUAUGGGAUAUUUGUGUGCAGAAUAACCAAAUUAUUACAACUCACCAGGACCUGAUCAUCCAUCCAUCUUGCCUGCCUCCACCAAAUUCUUUCAUUUCAAUCAAGCUAACUGUAAGUAAACCUGACACAACGAACAGUACAGCAGAGAAAUGUCUGAUCUUCACCAAGAAGAGCAAAAAGGGGAUGAAUAUCAGAUGUGAGAACAACUGCAAUCCAGUUGAUAUUUCAAAAAAUGUUACGUUGACUGUUGAUUGUCAAGAUUGCAAGAAUCCAGUUAAAUAUAAUUGGUAUAGAGUGAAUCCAUCAAAACACCAGAUCAACCUUCCUUCUGCCUGUAAUGUCAAACAGCAAAAUGUUCCUCGACAAUCAUUGACAUUAAUGAGGGAAAACACAGCUGUUCUUGUCUUGGGAAAGGAAGAUCUGGUUAAUUUUGCUCCUGUAUUAAAAGUGAGAGCAGUCGGGAUCAGUGACAGUGGUGAAUAUAAAUACAAAGAUUACGUUGUUAGUAUGAUGCCUCAACUACCAGUGCCAUCCUGUAAUGUUUUUCCAAAAGAAGGGUCAACAGUCACAACAAAAUUCAGUGCAAAAUGCACCAUCAAUUGCAGUUCUGAAUCAUCCUGCAAUUCUUCAGACCUUACUUACUGUUUCUUUGUAAAACCAGAUGUUCCUUUACACUGUGGAUCACAGCCAAUAUUGCCACCUACUUACCUACCACUGGGAGACUCAAAGAAUGAUAACCAGUUGAAUAUCACAAUAACUGUCAGAAAUAGUGCGGGCUCCAUUACAAGUGUUAUUACUACAGUGGUGGUUCGUAAGUUCUCAAAUACUGGUAAUGCCAAGGACCUGGCAACACUCUUUUCAGAAAAUUUAGAAGAUAUAUCAAAUUCAACAACCAACAGUUCUUUACUAAUCCAGCUGUUUGAGUCUGUCUCUUCUGAGCUGAAUCAAGAUGCCAGUGCAGGAAUCAUGGGCAAACUAGCACUAGAAGACAAAAAACAGUUGAGGGAAACCAUGCUUUCAAACUUGUCUGUUGUGGAUGUCUCAUCACUGCACUUGGCUGUUCAAGUUUCAGAAGUUCUGAAACAGCUAACCUACAAGUCUGAUGAACUCACAUCUACAUCACAGUUGGAAGCCAGUUCAACACUUCUAAACACGGGAAAAUCAUUGCUGACUUUCAGUGUUGAGGAUGAUGAAGAUCCUGAGAAAAGAAUCAUUGCAGCAAAUACCCUCUUUACUGUGGUUAAUAAUGUUUUGGAAGCUUCAGUAGAAAAUGAUGCUCAAGAAGACUUGGCCAUGGAUAUGCAAAAAGUGAUAUCAGAGAAGUUAUUGGACACAAUUGACCAUUUGCAGGCUGUGGUACUGAAUGAGGCAAUAGCAGACCAAGAACCUGUUCUAAUGAUGAUGCCCUCAGUAAGCAUGUAUCUACAGAGGUGCAGUGAAUUUGGAGACAUUGUCAUAAAUAUGCUUAAAGCAGCAUUCAAGAUUGAAAGUCAGGUUUCUGGAACUUUUAAGCACAAUGGAUUAGAAAUCAGGCAGAAUGGAGCAAGUGUCACUUUGCAUCAGGAAUCCUAUUUGGAAUAUAUUAACCCCAUUAUUAUUAGUCAAAGCAAGGUCUCACGGAAAGAUGCAGCACCUUCCCAAACAGAAAUAGAGAAAUUGCUUUUCUUGGUGCAAACACAUUUACCGUCUUCCUCGUUUAGAAAGAAACAUAGUGUUGUCAAUCCAAUUUCUGGUGACGGUAACAAGCUCCCAGCAGACAGCACAGAAGGAAAUUCCAUUAUUCUUUCUGAUUCCACGGUGACAAGUUUCACUCUUCCAGCAUUCCAGUCUCUGAACAUUCAGGAUGACAUGGACACCAUUGAUGUGCGGAUGGUGAGUUUUUCAGUGAAUCCAUUCAUGUGGACAAGGAAGAAUGAAGUCUCAGGAGCUGUAAGCGGUCUGACAUUGACAUCAAUAAAUGGAACAAUUCAUUCUGUCCAGAAUCUGACAAGGGACAUUGAGAUAAUGCUUCCUAGGUCCAAUGUGAUGCAUGAGAAUCGGACAGAAUUUCGGUUGAGAAACAAUCUUACCACCAUUCAAGUGAAUGUAACAUCAGACAGUGGAACUCUACUGAUUCACGUGGAACCUGAGCAAAGCAUUCCCCUCCUCCUAUACUUCAACUAUGCAGAUGAACCGAAUGAGACCAACUUUCUAGUUUCCACACAGCUACCUAAUACUCAAUAUAUUGGAGAUGCAAAAUAUACCUGGCUUAUUUCUGCUGCUGAGUUGGUGUAUGGAGUGGGAAUAUAUUAUUUGUCUGUGAAGCCUGCUCCAGAUCGAAACUCUUCACAAUUGACAAAUAUUACUGUGGCUUUCACUUCUUUUAUAUCCCAGUGUGUAUACUGGGAUGAAAUUUACAACAACUGGAGUUCAGCUGGAUGUCGUGUGGGCCCUUUAACAACACUGCAGAAUACUCAGUGCCUAUGCAACCACCUCACCUUCUUCAGCAGCUCCUUUUUUGUCAUGCCCAAUGCAGUUGAUGUCAGCAAGACAGCAGAACUGUUCGCCACUUUUGUUGAUAACCCAGUUGUUGUUACAACAGUUGCCUGCAUUUUUGGGCUGUACAUCCUUGCUGUGGUUUGGGCAAGAAGGAAAGAUAAGCAAGAUAUGACCAAGGCGAAAAUAACACUACUUGCUGAUAAUGACCCAUUUGCCCAGUACCGCUAUUUGGUGACGGUUUUUACAGGACAUCGCCGAGGAGCAAGUACAACAGCUAAGGUGACUAUUACAUUAUAUGGCUCAGAGGGAGAGAGUGACCCACAUUUCCUUACUGACCUUGAAAAACCUAACUUUGAGAGAGGAGGGGUUGAUGGAUUUCUUCUAACGACACUUUUCCCACUUGGGGAUCUCCAAAGCAUUCGACUAUGGCAUGACAAUUCGGGGUCUAGUCCAUCCUGGUAUGUGAAUCGUGUAACAGUGCUUGAUUUAGAAACAGAUGAGCGAUGGUGUUUCCUGUGUAACUCCUGGUUGGCUGUUGAUGUUGGAGACUGUCUUUUAGACAAAGCUUUUCCAGUUGCAACUGAGAUGGACCUGAAACGAUUUAGUAACCUGUUCUUCAUGAAGACUGCUAAGGAUUUUCGGGAUGGGCAUAUUUGGUAUUCAGUUCUAAACCGCCCACCGAGGAGUCCCUUUACAAGAGUACAACGUGUGUCGUGCUGUUUCUCCUUGCUUCUCUGUACAAUGUUAACAAGUAUUAUAUUCUGGGGAGUGCCAAAGGAUCCUGCCCAGCAAAAAAUGGAUCUAGGCAAGAUUGAAUUUACCUGGCAGCAAGUGGUGAUUGGUUUUGAAAGCUCACUGCUUAUGUUCCCCAUCAAUCUGCUCAUCGUGCAGAUUUUCAGAAACAUCCGGCCAAGAUCUAAAGGGAAGCAUAUGGAAAGGAAACAAGGCAAACAUGGCCGCAUAUCACCUUCCUUACCAGCCUCUUCGCAAAGUCUACAAACUUGCUCGCUCACACCUCAAGCUGUUAUAAAGGAUAUCCAGAGAAUUGCAAACUCACUAACAAAAACAUUGAAGAACCCAUUACCAACAUUGGACAAGGAUUUGAGGCAAACAACUGAUAUCAACAAACUAUUGGCACUAGUUGAAAGUAUUAUCCGGGAACAAAAUAGAAUGGACCAUGAGUUUUACAAUGAGAAUUGCAAGAAAGAGGAUACACUCAUUCUCAGCCUUGGAUCAGUUGACUUACAAGAACACACCACAAGCUCUGAUUCUGAAAAGGGUGUGAUGGAUAAACAAAGGCGAAGUGAUUAUAAUCGUUAUCUAUACCUGCAGCUCCAGCAUGUGGAGAAUGAACUGGAUUUUCUGGAUUCGAGCAAAUUCCAGAAUCCACAGAGCUACACUCGAGCUGUCCGGCAGGUUCACCACAUGAAGGACCUUCUGGAGAAUGCUAUCCUCUGCUCCAAUUCAGUUUCAGAAAGGUUCUCUCCUACCCCUAGUCUUUCUGAAGACAGCAAAAAAGGACAUUGUUCAAAAGGGUUACCCUGGUGGUUUGUCUUCAUUGGAUGGGCUUUGGUUGCAGUGACCAGUGGUGUAUCGGCCUUCUUUACCAUGCUGUACGGAUUACACUAUGGCAAAGACAGUUCCAUCAAAUGGCUCAUCUCCAUGGCCAUCUCCUUCUUUGAAAGUGUUCUAAUCACACAACCUUUGAAGGUAUUGGGUUUUGCUGCUUUCUUUGCAUUGGUUUUGAAGAAAGUUGAACAGGAAGAUGAUGGCGAGGGUCCAAUUGACAGCACAUUAUCAACUUCAGGAGACCCCAACGCAUUGCUAACAACUCGCAGAGACAGCAGCAAUAAUAUCUACCAGCCACCACCUCAGAUUGAAGUCGAACACAUGAAGAAAAAUUCCAUUAAAGAGCAGAAAGUAUUUGGCUUGAUCAGGGAAAUACUUGUCUAUUUGGGAUUUCUGUGGAUGUUGCUAUUGGUUGCGUAUGGUCAGCGAGAUCCAAAUUCUUAUUAUCUAAAUAAAGCCAUUGAAAACAGCUUCACAAGUGGUUUUGAUGACAUCAUGAGUUACAACGAUUUCUUCAAGUGGGCAAACAGUACACUCAUUACAAAUUUAUUUGGUCUCUACCCAGGUUUUGUCACCGAUGGCAACUCUAAGCUGGUGGGGUCUGCCCGCAUUCGCCAACUGAGAAUAAAGAAUAAUAAUUGUCGCAUACCAAAAAAACUGAGGAGUUCAAUAAAAGAAUGCCAUGCUUUGUAUUCCUUGGAUAAUGAAGACCUCUCUGACUACAGCCUCCAGUGGAAUUCGUCAGUAUCUCUGAAUUUCUCAGACCUGGAUUAUGUCUGGCAAUAUCAGAGCCAAUCAGAAUUGCGUAGUUAUCCAAUCUGGGGCAAACUUGCCAUGUACAGAGGGGGUGGCUAUGUUGCAGAGUUGGGUACAGAUGCACAGGAUGCUUACAGAGUUCUCAAAUAUCUAUUUGACAACACCUGGCUGGAUACCUACACCAGAGCCAUUUUUGUGGAAUUCACAGUCUAUAAUGCAAAUGUGAAUCUUUUUUGUAUUGCUACGUUAAUAUUAGAAAGUAAUGCUAUAGGCGCCUUCUUUACACAUUCUACUCUUCAGAGUAUCCGUCUCUAUCAGUAUACAAACGGGCUGCACGUUUUUGUUGUUGCAGCUGAAGUGGCAUAUUUCCUCUUCCUCAUCUAUUACAUGGUGAUUCAGGGAAAACUAUUGAGGCAGCAGAAGUGGAAUUAUUUCAAAAGCAAAUGGAACCUUCUGGAGACAGCCAUUAUAAUGAUCAGUUGGAGCACGCUUUCUGUAUUUAUAAAGAGAACCAUUUUGGGAAAUCGGGACAUUGAGCACUAUCACAAUCACAAAAAAGAGUUUGUAAGUUUCUACGAGACUGCAAUUGCAGAUGCAAUCAUGGGUUACCUGAUUGCCUUCCUGGUUCUCCUAGCAACCAUCAAACUUUGGCAUCUGCUGCGCAUCAAUCCCAAGCUCAACAUGAUCACCUCGACUUUAAGAAGAGCAUGGGGUGACAUCUCAGGCUUUCUGACAGUCAUUUUGAUCAUGUUUCUUGCCUAUUCUAUUGCAACAAAUAUAAUGUUUGGUUGGAGCAUGUCCUCUUACAAGACUAUAUUUGAUGCUGCAGAAACAAUGGUCAGUCUUCAAUUGGGGAUCUUCAACUAUGAAGAGGUAUUGGACUACAACCCAAUCCUGGGUUCAUUUCUGAUUGGAUCUUGCAUCAUCUUUAUGACAUUUGUUGUCCUGAAUCUCUUCAUUUCUGUUAUACUCGUGGCUUUUAGUGAGGAGCAGAAGAAUUACAAGGCUUCUGAAGAAGAAGAAAUAGUUGACCUAAUGCUGACAAAAUUGUGCAGCUUCUUAGGGAUGAAAAAUAAGAAGGGUUCUGGUCAGUCAGGAGAUUGA
Messenger RNA from Hemiscyllium ocellatum (epaulette shark), 7866 nucleotides. RefSeq names its product polycystin-1-like protein 2. The transcript is spliced from 46 exons. Lineage: Eukaryota; Metazoa; Chordata; Chondrichthyes; Orectolobiformes; Hemiscylliidae. The record is from RefSeq and is a predicted model, not a curated record. Gene Ontology annotation, biological process: detection of mechanical stimulus. Gene Ontology annotation, molecular function: protein binding; calcium channel activity; carbohydrate binding. The coding region runs from base 1 to 7866 and encodes 2621 amino acids. Gene Ontology annotation, cellular component: membrane.